UUUUGAAAAUGGAACACCUCCAUUUUCUAUGUAAUCGCGAAUGAAAUAUGCAUUAAACUCGUUUCUGUGUAGAAUCUAAAGUUUAUGCGUGUUAGGUUUUAGCGGCAGACAAAAGAGCAGAAUCACCCCCUAACCAUGGCGACCAAACCAGCUGCUGAAUCUGUGCAAUGCUUCGGAAGGAAGAAGACAGCGGUGGCUGUCACUCACUGCAAACGCGGAUGCGGUCAGAUCAAGCUCAACGGUUGCCCUAUCGAGCUCUUCAACCCCGAGAUCCUCCGAUUCAAGAUCUUCGAGCCGGUCCUUCUCCUCGGGAAGCACCGUUUCGCUGGCGUGGACAUGAGGAUUCGCGUCAAUGGCGGUGGUCACACUUCCCAGGUCUACGCCAUCCGUCAGAGUAUCGCUAAGGCGCUUGUGGCGUUUUACCAGAAGUACGUGGAUGAGCAGUCGAAGAAGGAGGUGAAGGAUAUCUUGAUUAGGUAUGAUAGGACUCUGCUCGUGGCGGAUCCGAGGAGGUGCGAGCCGAAGAAGUUUGGUGGUCGUGGUGCUCGUUCUCGUUUCCAGAAGAGUUACCGUUAAGAGCUUGGUUUUGGUUUUGUUUCGAUCUUUGCAAGGUUUGUUUCAUUUUUGGGAGUGAUGAGAAUGAUGGAGUUGUGAGACUUUUUAGAUUAUCAUUUUCAGUUAUUAUGCUUUAUUUGGAUUAUGUUUGACGAUGUUUACCUCUUUGCUAUCAGAAAAAGUUUUCAUAUUUACUUCUCUUGUCCUGAAAUCCAUGGCAAUUGGCAUUGUUUGAUCACUGAUUAGGUUAGUUACUUAUAAUCUGCAUUUCCGCUAGAAAUGCUUGGGCUUGUUGUUGAGUUCUUAGAUGUUUGUGGCUUGUUGAUAUGACUAAGAUGGAAUAAUUGAUCGGACAUCUGAAACCGGUGACCUUUGUCUGUAAGAAUAGAAUUUGAGGGCUAGUUUAUAUGUCCACCCCUGGUUGAACAUUUCAAGUUUCUUCAUUUGCUGUCAAGUAGAGAACUUUUGGUCUCAGAUUCUGUGACGUAGCGCUUCCAUGACCUCUUACUUUCAGAACCAAAUUUGCCAUCGUCCAAAUUGGUUUGUUGGGGGGGGCGCAUACUUGCCAUCAUCCCCGCUUUACGGGAAAGGAACUCACAAAUUUCUUCAAAUAAAGCUCUUCACAAAACCACGUAAAAUAAUGUUAACCAAAAUAGCCGGCGAGUCUUCUCAAAACUCGUUUAUAGUUCUGAUUCCACUAAUCAAAAUAUCCAAACUGGUUAGUUGGUCCAAGCGGGUAUGACGCGGCGAAUCUAUACAAAAGGGAAUAGCCGUUUCUUGGGUUUAACGUCUCUUUCUCAGGUUUGGGGUGUUCGAGUAUUCACGUAUUGAAAUAUGUUAUGAAAUCGUGUCUUUAUUGAUACAAUAUAAUGAGUAUAUAUACAAUAUAUGAGAUCCUAAGUUAGCUAGGUAAAGAUACAAUAUAGAUAAGGCUAAAUCAUAUAUAUUAUUAGGAAUAGGAAAUCUUCAUGCCUAUCCCUUUGCCCUCCAAAAGUUUGUCGGAGCUCACGAACACUUCCACGAUUUAUCGGAAACCCUCUGCCCUCCAAAAUCCAAGUGCAUCUCAUUUCUAAUUCAUCAAAGCUUUUGUAUUUCUCUGUGCGUCUCUUUUCUUGGGGUCUGUCAAACGUAAUCUAUCUUCCCAGCCAACCAGUGGAAUCUCUCACUGUUCAAAAUCGCGGAUAAGCCUAUCCAAAACCUUGAACCAGAAAAUUUGUUUACAAUUCAACGAGAAAUAAGAAAAAAGGGAGGGAGCAGUUCAUAAUUAAUGGGAAGUUGAAGGAUUACCUAAAUUUAUUAAUAGUUAGCAUCAAUGAAUUUUCCAUGAAUCUCCUCUCAACUUGAAUCUUCCUCUCCAUUUGUACAUGUCAUUGUUGUUAUUUCUCUCUUUUCUCGAAAUCAUUAUUGUGAUCCUGCUCUUCAGUUACUUGUGUGCUCUCCCUAUUCAUGGCUUCUUCUCUCACUUGGAAGCAUGAUAUCUUCCCGAGCUUCUGUGGAGGAGACGUGCGCAAAAAAAUUCUCAGUCGCUUACUGGAAAAGCUCAGAAGCAAUGGAAUCAGUCCUUUCAUUGAUAACGACAUUCAGCGAGGCCAGUCUAUCGGUCCGGAGCUCAAACAAGCGAUCAGAGAAUCAAGGGUUGCUGUUUGUUGUCUUGCUAUCCAGUAACUAGGCUUCUUCAAGCUGGUGUUUGGAUGAGUUAGUGGAAAUCAUGAAGGGAAGGAAAAAGGAGCCAGAUGAGUUGGAGGAAAUCAAGGAGGGCAGAGAAAGGGUUCAACAAACAUUGAUAACUAUUUUCUACGAAGUGGAGCCAUCUGAUGUUAGGAACCAGACCGGAGUUUUCGGAGAGGCCUUUGCCAAAACCUGUGAUGGAAUACCAGAAGAUGUGAAGCAGGCAUGGAGGCAAGCUUUGAAAGCUGUCGCAAAUAUAGCUGGCUAUCACUCUCGCAUCUGGGACAAUGAAGCUAAGAUGAUCGACAAAAUUUUUGGACAUCUUAUGAAAGUGUUGGUGUUUACACCAUCAAAAGAUUUUGAUGACUUUGUUGGCAUGGAAGCUCGUAUCAAGGAGAUAAAGCUGUUGUUGAGCCAACAAUCCGAUGAUGACGUUAAGAUCAUAGGGAUCGUGGGUCCUGCUGGGAUUGGUAAAACGAGCGCUGCCAGAGUUUUGUACAACCGGUUCUCUCUUGAUUUUGAGUUCAGCACGUUUAUUGAGGAUAUCAGGGGGAGUAGUGAGAUGCCUUCUCUCGGUGGCUCCCAUCAUAAGUAUCAGUUGGAUUACCAGAAAGAAUUACUGUAUAGGAUUUUCAACCAAAAGGAUAUUAAGGUUGAUCACUUGGGACUGGCUAAGCAAAGGCUAAGAGACAAAAGAGUGUUGAUUGUUCUUGAUGAAGUGGAUUGCUUGUUGAAACUAGAGGCAAUGGCAAACAAGCCUGAUUGGUUUGGUCCCGGAAGUAUGAUUAUCAUUACAACCGAAGAUAGAAUUAAACCUUCUCAAACAACAAAUGAUCAAAUGUAUUUACGAUAUGAAACUUCCAGGUAUAGUUGAGGCAUUUGAGAUCUUCUGCCAAUAUGCUUUUCGUCAAAAAACUCCAGAUGCUGGUUUUUAUGGGCUUGCUUGGGAAGUUACUGAACUUGCUGGUCGUCUUCCUCUAGGUCUGAAAGUCUUGGGAUCGUAUCCAGGGACGAGUGGAAAAAUGCGAUACCAAGGCUCAAGUCUAGCCUUGACAAAGGAAUUGAAUCAAUUCUAAUGUUUUGGCUACAACAGCUUAAAUGAUGAUAAAGAUAAAACUCUUUUUCUGUAUAUUGCAUGUUUCUUUUUGGUUUUGAGGUUGAUAGCGUUAAACGUUGUCUUGAAGAUUGUGAUUUGGAUGUGGACCAUGGGCUUCAUAACUUAGAGCAGAAAAGUCUCAUAUCCAUUGAAUACGGAUAUUUAGAGAUGCAUAGAUUACUGCAACAAAUGGGUAGAGAUAUUGUGAAGAAAAUGACGGAGGAGAUUGGAAAGCGACAGUUCUUGACGGAUACAAAGGAUAUUUCUGAUUUACUUGAAGAUGAAGAUACUGGUACUACUGGAAACAAAGUUAUAGGCUUAAAGCUAAAACUGUUCAUGUCAUGGAUAGAGAAGGAUCUCAGAAUAAGUAAAAGUGCCUUCAAAGGGAUGAAGAAUCUCCAGUUUCUAGUAAUCGACUCUAGGAACGUGCGCAUACCCAAAGACCUCAGCUGUCUUCCCAACAAACUCAGAUUUCUAGAGUGGCAUAACUAUCCAUUGACUUUUUUGCCUUGCAAGUUUUCUGGCAAGUUUCUUGUCGAACUGAUCAUGACAGACAGCAAACUUAAGAAGCUUUGGGAUGGAAUCAAACCUCUCCUACGUCUCAAGCGGAUGGUUUUGAGGGGGUCUCGGUGUCUGAAAGAGAUUCCGGAUCUCUCAGAUGCGACGAGUCUCGAGGAACUAGAUCUCGAUGAUUGCCAAGGUUUGUUAGAGCUCCCAAGCACGAUUGGCAAUGCCACUAAGCUUAAAAGGUGCAUACUUAGCCGUUGCUUUCUUUUGAAGAAGCUCCCCUCUUCUAUGGGUAGGUUAAUCAAUCUCGAGGAACUAGAUCUCGACGAGUGCGAAAGCUUGUUAAAGCUCACAAGCACUAUUGGCAAUGCCACUAAGCUUAAAAGGUGCAUACUUAGCGGCUGCGUUCUUUUGAAGAAGCUCCCCUCUUCUAUGGGUAGAUUAAUCAAUCUCGAGGAAUUGGAUCUCAUACAGAGCACGGGUUUGAAAGAACUCAGUGGUUUCUCGAGUCUGGAAAAACUCAGUGGUUGCUCGAGUUUGAAAACACUCAAUCUGAGCUGGACUGGAAUAUGGGAAGUGCCGUCACCAAUCAGAUUUAAUUGGUCUUGUCUUAAUAAAUUGGAUAUGUCUGGGCGUAGAAACCUCAAGGAGUUCCCAAAUGUUCCUGACAGCAUUGUAGAGUUGGUGUUGUGCAAGACAAGUAUCGAGGAAAUUCCUCCAUGGAUUGAGAAUCUGUCUCGUCUGCGCAAACUAAUCAUGUAUGGAUGCGAGAAGCUGAGAAAGAUAUCUCGGAACGUUUCUAAGUUAGAGAAUCUUGAGUUUCUUGGUCUACGUAACAGUGGCGAAAGUGAGGAUGAUGAUGUGGGUGUAAAUGAAGAUCAUCCUGACAUAUUUGAAGCAGUAUUCAAGUGGGGGGACCCUCACUUGAAGCGCGGUUGGACAUUACUAUCAGACUUAGAGGUUGACUACAUUUUAUCGAGAUGUCUACCCGCGAAGGCGCUAUCAUUAUGUUUAAGGAGUUACGGUAUCUACGCUAUUCCAGAUUGCAUCAGAAGCCUCUCGGGACUCAUUAAGCUUGACGUCAAAGGAUUCAGAGUGCUCGAAGCACUUCCACCCCUUCCAGAUUCCCUUCUAUGUAGAUGCAGAAGACUGUGUAGAAUUGAAGAGAAUAAAAUCUUCUUUUCAAAAUUCCAAUAUUUGCCUAAACUUUGCCGGCUGCCUCAGCCUGAAUCAAAACGCUAAAGAGCUCAUCCACACAUCAGACUGCAAAUAUGCGCUCCUACCGGGUGAAGAAUUGCCUGGACACUUCCCUCACCAAGCUGGCUUCAGGUUCCCUAACGAUCAAUAUGACACCAAGACCUCUUCCUUCAUCCUUGAAAUUCAAAGCUUGUGUCUUGCUGUCAACAUUCGAUAGUUUCGAAGAUGACACUCUACUGAUGGGUGGUGUUGUUUGUCGUAUCAUGGGUAAACAGAAUGGCCUCACUGUCCAAUAUGGAUCAAACUAGCACCAUCUGCCAUGGCGAGUUAUCAGAUUUGAAGAUCAUCUGUAUAUAUUUGAAGAUUCUUUCUGUCUAAAAGAGGAUUGCCCUGAAGCCGGAGAAGCCACUUUGAGCGAGCUUGUGUUUGAGUUCCUAGUCCAUGGCAACAUCUGGACGGUGAAAGGCUGCGGUGUACAACUUUUGUUCCCUGGUUCUAGGAUUGACGAAAAUGCAGUUGAUAAUGUUGUUGAUGAUGAUGGGAACGAAGUUGAAAGUGAUAUAAAGGAUGAUGCAGAUAAAACUCAAGAAGGAGAAGAAUCUAGACAUGAUGAUGACGCAGAGACAAGAAGCAAGAAACGAAUGAGGUUCAGCCCUUCUGUAGGUAUAUGAGAUUGUCAUGCUGUUAUUUACUUUUCAUAAACAUAUGAAGAUGAAUGAUUGUAGGUUUUGUAAAGGAAAGAUUUCUGGAUUGAAAGUUCUUGUUGUUCCUGAUUAUGUUGAUAAAAUAAAACAACUUGGUGUCA
Messenger RNA from Brassica napus (rape), 5828 nucleotides. Its product is annotated as 40S ribosomal protein S16-3. The coding region runs from base 136 to 576 and encodes 146 amino acids. Gene Ontology annotation, biological process: maturation of SSU-rRNA from tricistronic rRNA transcript (SSU-rRNA, 5.8S rRNA, LSU-rRNA); translation. The transcript is spliced from 4 exons. Gene Ontology annotation, cellular component: cytosolic small ribosomal subunit; ribosome. The record is from RefSeq and is a predicted model, not a curated record. Lineage: Eukaryota; Viridiplantae; Streptophyta; Magnoliopsida; Brassicales; Brassicaceae. Gene Ontology annotation, molecular function: RNA binding; structural constituent of ribosome.